This is a messenger RNA of Didymosphaeria variabile, 906 nucleotides long. RefSeq lists its product as uncharacterized. NCBI's taxonomy places the organism in Eukaryota, Fungi, Ascomycota, Dothideomycetes, Pleosporales, Didymosphaeriaceae. Gene Ontology annotation, biological process: transmembrane transport. The record is from RefSeq and is a predicted model, not a curated record. The transcript has 7 exons. The coding region runs from base 1 to 906 and encodes 301 amino acids.
AUGGCGGAACCACCGAAGCCGCUCCCGUUCGUCUACCAAUUCGCGGCUGGUGCCGUGGCAGGUGUCUCUGAAAUUUUGAUCAUGUAUCCUCUUGAUGUGGUCAAGACCAGAGUGCAGCUCCAGACCGGCAAGGCGGCGGGUGAGGAGGGUUACAAUGGAAUGGUGGACUGCUUCCGCAAGAUCAUCAAGAACGAAGGUGCCUCCAGAUUAUAUCGUGGUAUUAGCGCGCCUAUCCUCAUGGAGGCGCCGAAGAGGGCCACCAAGUUCGCGGCUAACGACUCCUGGGGCGCAUUCUACCGCAACCUCUUCGGCCAAGCCAAGAUGAACCAAUCGCUCUCUAUCCUUACCGGUGCGACUGCUGGUGCGACCGAGGCUUUCGUCGUUGUUCCCUUCGAGCUCGUCAAGAUCCGUCUUCAAGACAAGGCGCAGGCGCACAAGUACAACGGCAUGGUAGACUGCUUUACCAAGAUUGUGAAGAACGAGGGUCCUCUCACCCUCUACCAGGGUCUCGAGUCGACCAUGUGGCGCCACAUUCUCUGGAACGCCGGAUACUUUGGCUGCAUCUUCCAGGUCCGCACCCUUCUGCCAGAGGCCACCACCAAGCAGGGCCAAAUCACCAACGAUCUCAUGUCCGGUGCCGUUGGUGGCACUGUCGGUACCAUCCUCAACACCCCCAUGGACGUCGUCAAGUCGCGCAUCCAGAACUCCACCAAGGUCGUAGGAACCGUACCCAAGUACAACUGGGCAUGGCCCGCUCUCGGCACCGUCAUGCGCGAGGAAGGUUUCAGUGCUCUGUAUAAGGGGUUCUUGCCCAAGGUGCUCAGAUUGGGCCCAGGUGGUGGUAUCCUCCUGGUUGUGUUCACCGGUGUUAUGGACUUCUUCCGCCAGAUGCGUGGAGACAUCUAA